This is a messenger RNA of Dentiscutata erythropus, 5129 nucleotides long. Lineage: Eukaryota; Fungi; Glomeromycota; Glomeromycetes; Diversisporales; Gigasporaceae. The record is from the annotation of a GenBank genome assembly.
AUGACCCCUCGACGAUCUUCAGAAUUGGACGUCACACCACCUUUACCGCUUCGUGCACCUACUCCACCAGGUCAUUCGCUCACUGGUGCAGGCUAUAAUAAAAGAAAAAAAUCCCGUGAAGAAAAACAAGACUCUUUUUUUUCUUUGUUUUUUGGGUCAAGCUCUCGACCUUCUUCACCAAGUCAUGAAUCUGGACCUCAGUCAAUGAAUAACUUACCAGCCAGAUCUAAAGGGAAAGCUGGUCAUACACGUAAGCUUUCGGCUGGUAACUUAAAAGCCGCUCUAACAGUACCUGGCGAAGACGAACCAAGAAGAAAGUCUUUUGAUUACAUUCAGCCUGAUAUGAAUGCUCGAUAUUUCCCCCCUCCAGAAAUUGCCCCAUUUAUGUAUCAAAUUGAUCAGCAUGAUGAAAGUGAAAAAGGUUCAACUAUAACUUCGUAUACUAAUUCUGACUCAUAUUUCUCUAAACACCGACGAACAAAGAGUUCAGAUAGCGACUCAAUUAGUGUGAUAUCUUCUUCUGCCAGUAACAUCACUCAUAGUAAUACACCUGUUAAGGAAGAAAAAGAAAAGAAAAAGACUUUAUUUAAUCUUUUCAGGAAAGGCUCCAAAGAUAAAGAGUCACCCACACCUGAAGGAGUAUCUCGUAAAAAUUCAAGUACGGAGUCACAUCCGAAUUUCCUUACACCUCACGACCAGAGAGACGAUCAUCUGUCAUCUAAGAAUGAUCACUAUCAUUGGGGCAUGAAGCUCAAAAAGGAACAUAAAUCAGGGAAAAAGCAGAAGGAAACUGCUGCAUAUGACAUAUUAAACUGUAGUAACAUUACCUUGAAUGACAUGAAAGAUAUCAUAAAAACUGAAAAUCGACACUCAGGUGUACCUUCUUAUAAAUCGUUUGAUGACUACUUGUUACAAGAAAACCCGGCUAUAGAAAGGACCCAAUUUCCACCGAAUAAAGCAGAAAUUUGGACGGCUCCUGAUUCAUGGGCAGUAAAUUUUCCUAACAAUCAUGAAACUUCGAUAGAAAAGGGUGCUCGUGAUAGCCUUAAUGUUGAAGAUAAGGAUGAUUGGAAACGAUUAUUUUGCAUUCGUAUAUUUCGUCCUGAUGCCACUUUCGGUACAGUAAAUUGUGGAUUGAACACUACUACUUCCGAAUUAUUGCAAAUUCUUGAACGUGUGCUAGGAUCUCAUGAACGACCAUUGCAAUUACAAAAGAAAUGGUUAGAACAAGCGGGAUAUACUGUAAAUGAUAAUUUGGAAGAUCUUGGCAGAGAGGAUAAUAGCUAUUUGGUUCGGUUUACCUUCCGUGAAACUACUGUACCAAGAUUUGAAGAAGAAGGAAACUUAUCUAAUUUCCAAAUAGUGGAUCUUCAAUCUCGCAAUUUACAAACAAUACCUAUAUUUCUUUAUCGGCAAGCUUUAAAUAUUCGAUCUUUAAAUGUUUCUCAAAAUUUAAUGCUCGACCUUCCUAUGGAUUUUAUACAAUCUUGUGCACAAUUACGUGAGCUCAACCUUUCACAAAAUGACCUAGAACGUGUUCCACAAUCAAUUAAACAGUCAGAAAUGCUUUCUUUUCUUAAUAUAAAUACAAACCGUUUGAAAGACUUGGAACCUGGAUCAUUGGAAAUGAUUGGAGAGCUAACAAAUCUUCAGGUUGAAAACAAUUUGUUAGAAACAUUACCCAAGAAAUUUGCAGCGUCUACCAAACUAAGUAUCUUGAAUGUUGCCAACAAUUCGUUCAAAGAAUUUCCUCAAGUUAUUUGCGAUAUCGUGACGCUUUCAGAACUGGAUUUGAGUUAUAACAAAAUAACUUCCAUACCAGAAGAAGUCGGAAAACUUAAAAACCUUAAAAAGUUGUUCCUCAUUGGAAAUCAAAUAACGGAUAAAAAAUUACCUGAAAAUUUUCAGAAUUUAACUUCUUUGCAAGAAUUGGAUAUACGUCGAAAUAAAAUAACGAACCUCUGCACGAUAUCUUUAAUUCCUAACCUUGAAAUCCUUCUGACCGAAUUUAACAACAUAUCAACAGUAGACAUAUCUUCAAGAUCAUUACAAAAACUUAUUCUAACCAAAAAUCAACUUACUCAAUUCUCGUUAAAGGAAACAGGUCCUUCAUUAAAAGAACUUUCAUUGGCAAAUGCUAAACUUGUUGCAUUACCAAAUGAGCUGUUUGAACACCUUGAAUCUGUUCAAACGCUUGACAUUAGUUAUAAUCAGUUAACAUCGAUUCCGACAACAAUUGGGAUGUUGAAGAAUUUAACACACUUAACAUGUAUAUAUAAUACUCUUCGCACAUUGCCAAAUGAAAUUAGUAGUUUAGACUCUUUAUAUGAAUUGGACAUUCAUUUCAACAAUAUCGUUUCUCUACCACAAGAAAUUUGGCUUUGUAAAAGUUUAGCUAUUUUAAAUGUUAGCUCAAAUUUAUUAGAGCUAUUCCCAGCGCCUCCAACCACUUCAACCAAUUUGCCAACCGAGAGUCCUCUUAUUAGUUCACUUCGCGUCCUAUAUUUAGGCGAUAACCGUAUUACUGCUGAAAUAUUUCCUUAUAUUUCUUUAUUUUCGAAACUCGAAAUUUUGAAUAUCUCAUUCAAUAUGUUGGAUCAAAUUCCUCCAGGAAUUUCUAAUCCUCAUUUAACGGAAUUGUAUCUUUCCGGGAAUCAAUUGUCAUCGCUUCCAGAAGACAUAGACAAGUUAACUAAUUUGAGUGUUCUACAUGUAAACGGCAACAGAUUGACAACAUUGCCUGCAGAAUUGAGUAAAAUAAGAAAAUUGGUGGUUCUCGAUGUAGGGAAUAAUUUCUUAAAAUAUAAUAUCGCGAAUUGGCAAUAUGAUUGGAAUUGGAACUGGAAUAUUGAACUUAAAUAUCUUAAUCUCUCGGGUAACAAAAGAUUCGAGAUUAAACAUGUGCAUCAAAAUGAAAUCAAUCCUCUCCGAGAUAGAAAUUUAGCGGACUUUAGAAUGCUUACUGCAUUGAGAGUUCUUGGUCUCAUGGACAUUACACUUUUAAAUUUUUCAGUUCCUGAAGAAACAGAUGAUCGUCGUGUGCGAACAUCAGUCUCAUUAGUAAAUUCUAUGCGAUAUGGUAUGGCAGAUACUCUAGGAAAGUCAGAUAAUCUUUCAACAUGGGAGGCUGUACAGCCAAAAUUUCGUGGACAUGAAGACGAGUGCAUUUUUGGGCUUUUUGAUGCUCGUGCUGGCUCCAGUCAAGGUGGUCGAGUUACUAAGUAUUUACACGAUUGGUUUUUAUUCCAUUUCAAAACUGAGCUCGAAAAAUUAAAAGAUGAUUCAGUAGAAUCUGCUUUACGACGAUCUUUUUUGAGUUUAAAUAAAGAACUCGGUUCAAAGGUCUUCAAUUCAAGUAUAGAAACGGACCUUUAUUCUAGAGAUACGGAAAGUGGGUAUCAUAACUCUUCCCUAGGUAUUGAUGACAAUAAGUCUGGUGCCUCCGGAUUAGUUGCUUAUAUUUCUGGAACAAAAUUAUAUAUUGCAAAUGUUGGGGAUACUGUAGCAGUUAUCAGUCGUGGAAAAGAGGCAUAUCCGGUUGCGCAAUGUCCAGAAGUUUUUAGCGAAAUUGAAAGGAUAAAGAAAGCUGGAGGAUAUAUUUCGCAUGAUUGCCUUGUUAAUGGAGAACUGGAUGUAUCUCGAUCAUUUGGUCAUUUUCAUUUAACGCCAAUUAUCAAUGCUAAUCCUGUAACGGAGGUAGUUCAACUCUCUGAACAGGAUGAACUUUUAAUUCUUGCUACACGAGAAUUAUGGAAUUAUAUAAGUUACCAACUUGCAGUAGAUAUAGCUAGGACUGAGAAAAAUAAUCUCAUGUUAGCUGCUCAAAAGUUGCGAGAUUUCGCUAUUUCUUAUGGUGCCAAUAAAAAUAUCAUGGUAAUGAUUAUAGGGGUUGGAGAUUUGUUUGACCGUCGUUACUCUGUGAUAAGAGAAAGAAAAGGUGAAGGUUCAAUAAAAUUUUUGGAUUACAGAAGAAGAAGAGAUGAAAUACCGAGUGAUAAUAUUAUGGCACGGUUAGAAGCAGAAAUUUCACCACCAACAGGACAAGUAGCAUUGGUUUUUACUGAUAUAAAGAACUCUACAUUUCUUUGGGAAACAAUACCAAACGCAAUGCGUUCUGCGAUUAAAUCUCAUAAUGAUGUCAUGCGCCGCCUUCUACGCAAUAUUGGUGGUUAUGAAGUAAAAACUGAAGGAGAUGCUUUCAUGGUAUCUUUUCCAACGGUAGCGUCAGCUCUCUUAUGGUGUCUCACCGUACAAAUUGAACUUUUAAAAGUUGACUGGCCACAAGAGAUCAUUGAAUCAGAAGAUGGAAAAGAGGUUUUUGGUGGGCAUGACAAUGAAUUGAUAUAUAAAGGUUUAUCAGUUCGAAUGGGUAUACAUUGUGGUAGUCCAGAUUUUGAAACGGAUAUAGUAACGAAACGAAUGGACUAUUUCGGACCUGUGGUUAAUAGAGCUGCAAGAAUCUGUAGUGCGGCAGAUGGUGGGCAAAUUUGUGUGAGUUCUGAAGUAGAAUCACAAAUUGGCAUUUAUAGGUAUGUAGGUGGACAAGAUUCAGAUAGGAAAGGUAGCAUUGGGGGAGAUGAAGAAGUGCAGGAGUCAUCUAAUGAUAGGUUGGAUAAGAAUGUGAUUGUUUUGAAGAAAAUGGGAUUUGUUAUAAAGGCACUCGGUGAAAAAAAGCUUAAAGGAUUAGAAAAUGCCGAAAUACUGUCGUUAGUUUAUCCGGUAAAGCUUAAGGGUAGAAUGGAUGAAGAUCAAAAAAUGAAAGCCAGGAAUUCCAUAAAAGUUCCAGAAAAAUAUGAACCUAUUGCAACCACACAAUUAGUUGAUCCAUCAUGUGUACGCACUCUUGGAUAUCUUUGUCUUCGUCUUGAACGUGUGGUAUCCGGAAAUGUAAGCCAUCGUACUUCUCGAAAUUCAAAAACAGAUCAUAUGGCAGGAUUGUUAACGUUCCAUGUCAAGGAUAAUGCGGAUGAUGAAGAGUUAAUGAAAAUAAUGGAGAGCCUGAUUACAAGGAUUGAGAAUGCGAUAUCAACUUUAUAUCUUAAUAAAGUUGGAAAGUAUGCUCGUGUUCUCGAAGAACUCGGGGAUGCACUUGCACUUGAUCCAGACCAUAUUGUUCGUGCUUUACAGAU